This is a messenger RNA of Ictalurus furcatus (blue catfish), 1062 nucleotides long. RefSeq names its product glucagon b (gene gcgb). NCBI's taxonomy places the organism in Eukaryota, Metazoa, Chordata, Actinopteri, Siluriformes, Ictaluridae. Gene Ontology annotation, biological process: response to starvation. Bases 440 to 802 code for a protein of 120 amino acids. The record is from RefSeq and is a predicted model, not a curated record. Gene Ontology annotation, molecular function: hormone activity; glucagon receptor binding. The transcript has 4 exons. Gene Ontology annotation, cellular component: extracellular region.
UUUAAUUCCUCCAGUCAGUCUGCACCACUUACUUCAGUGGAAAGUACACAAUAUCCUGGAAACUGAAGUGAAUCACUAUUUGUCAGGAUGGCAUCAUGUUUGAUCUCUGCUCACUAGUGACAGUUUUUUAGCUUGCAUGGACAUUGCCGCAUCUCAUUUGUCACACUGCAAAUAUGUCCAGUGCAUUGAAAUGGAGACUUGACUAAUGGGUUGAGAGUAACAGGUAGGUGUGCAUGUGUGCGUGUGUGUGCAUGUGUGCGUGUGUGUGUGUUACCAGAGCUACCUGUUGAUGGAUGGGUUUCUCUAUAUAAGACGCACUGUUCCGGGCAGGGACAAGGAAACGCUCCUGGGAGCCUGAUAAGACGCUAGCAUACACCAGCACCCUUUCUCUAUCAUCCUUCUGUUUCUUCCUUUUGGCAGUCGAUCUACAGGGAGCAGAAUGAAGAGCAUCCAGUAUUUGGCUGGACUUUUACUCCUCAUCAUUGUACAAAGCAGUUGGCAAAUUCCCAUCGAUGACACAGAGGAAAAUUCCAGUGUAAUGUUAGAAGAUACGCUACUCAAUAAUCCAUCCUACAUGAAGAGGCACUCAGAAGGAACAUUCUCAAAUGAUUACAGCAAAUAUCUGGAGACCAGAAGAGCUCAGGAUUUCAUACAGUGGUUGAUGAACUCAAAGAGAAGUGGUUCCCACACAAGACGGCAUGCAGACGGCACAUACACCAGCGAUGUGAGCUCAUACAUGCAGGACCAGGCAGCCAAGGAGUUUGUGUCCUGGCUGAAAAUGGGGAGAGGGAGAAGAGAGUAGAGAAGUUCCCUUCAGCAAAAGAGAAGUUCUUUAUACCUUUUACACAGGAAAGAGACAUUCUGCAACACUCUUUUGGACCAUCCUAUUCCAUCAUACCAUAUUUUAUAAGGAACUGUGGUGUCAUUGCCUAAAACAAAAUGUGUUUGAAAUAAAUCUCUGCUGAAUCUAAGCACUGUGAUAUAAUUCUCGACUGUGUUUGGUAUGUUUUGAGAGAAUGGUAGAUUUGUGAAAUAUUCAUUUACAAUGGCACAUUAUAUCAG